Puma concolor (puma) is the source of this 1417-nucleotide messenger RNA. The record is from RefSeq and is a predicted model, not a curated record. NCBI's taxonomy places the organism in Eukaryota, Metazoa, Chordata, Mammalia, Carnivora, Felidae.
AACGGCUAGCCGCACGAAGUAGCUUCUAGGUCAUCUGUGUCCCGCGCUGCCGGUCAUGUCCCUGAGAAGCAGCCUCUCGCGUCUCCUCCGGACGCGAGUGCAUUCCGUCCUGAAGAAGUCGGUUCACUCGGUGGCUGUGAUCGGAGCCCCGUUCUCACAGGGACAGGUGAGAACUGGGACCUGGCACCCCCCUAGUGCUAUGUUAAAAGUUGGAAUAAUGUAUACAAUUAAUCUUGUCAUCCCCAAUUUGUUCCCAGGCUGCCGCCUGAAAGAUUUUGGAGAUUUGAGUUUUACUCCAGUCCCUAAAGAUGAUCUCUACAACAACCUGAUUGUGAAUCCUCGCUCAGUGGGCCUUGCCAACCAGGAAUUGGCUGAGGUGGUUAGUAGAGCUGUGUCAGGUGGCUACAGCUGUGUCACAGUGGGAGGAGACCACAGCCUGGCAAUUGGUACCAUUAGUGGCCACGCCCGACAUUGCCCAGACCUUUGUGUGAUCUGGGUUGAUGCCCAUGCUGACAUCAAUACACCCCUCACCACUUCAUCUGGAAAUCUCCAUGGACAGCCAGUUUCAUUUCUCCUCAGAGAACUACAGGACAAGGUACCACAACUCCCAGGAUUUUCUUGGAUCAAACCUUGUAUCUCUUCGCCAAGUAUCGUGUAUAUUGGUCUGAGAGAUGUGGACCCUCCUGAACAUUUUAUUUUAAAGAAUUAUGAUAUCCAGUAUUUUUCCAUGAGAGACAUAGAUCGACUUGGUAUCCAGAAGGUUAUGGAACAGACAUUUGAUCUGCUAAUUGGCAAAAGACAAAGGCCAAUCCAUCUGAGUUUUGAUAUUGAUGCAUUUGACCCUACACUGGCUCCAGCCACAGGAACCCCUGUUGUAGGAGGACUGACCUAUCGAGAAGGCAUGUAUAUUACUGAAGAAAUACACAAUACAGGAUUGCUGUCAGCACUGGAUCUUGUUGAAGUCAAUCCUCAGCUGGCUGCUUCAGAGGAAGAGGCCAAGGCUACUGCAGGCCUGGCAGUGGAUGUGAUUGCUUCCAGUUUUGGUCAGACAAGGGAGGGAGGGCACAUUGUCUAUGACCAACUUCCUACUCCCAGUUCACCAGAUGAAUCAGAAAGUGAAGAACGUGUGAGAAUUUAGGAACUUUGUGUGCUGACACGUUUGUCAUGAUGGGCAUUCCAGAAUUAUGAGGCAUUUGAGGACACAUAUACUAAAUGGUUGUCUGGGUCAAUAUUGCCUUAAUGAGAACAUUUGCACAUUCUCACAAUUGUAAAGUUUCCUUUCCCUCUCCAUUUUGGUGACCAAUACUACUGUAAAUUUGUGGGGGUUUUUUUGUUUGUUUUUGCAGUUCACAGGCUAUUAAUAUGUUGGAGUACUAUGUAAAUUUAAAGGAGUCAUAAACAGCAUUUAUUACCUUGG